AUGGCCGAGUCAUCUGUGCACUCAAAAGCCACUGUUGGGAGGAGCCACUCUGGUUCCGCCUUGAACGAGCGACAAGAGGAACUACAGGCGGACGUACCUCGUCUGGAGCGCUUGCUGGAACUAGGUGUUUGUACCAGACUCCCUGCCGCACGACAGGAGGCGUUCGAGCGUUUGCGUCGCUGGAUAAACGGCAGUGCGAACCAAGAUGCUGCAGUAAUCGCUGCCUGUGCUGUCAUUUUCCGUCAGAUGCAACGUUGUUUGAGGUGCGAACUUACUCCGAAUUCGAAACGAAGGCGAACUUGUCAUUCAGGUGCGUUCACUUCCGAUCCAGAUAGCAGGACGCUGGUCCACUUGCUCACGUUCCUCGCUCGUAUCGUAGGCUUGUACGCACGUCGACAAGGGACACCGACAAGCGAUGCCCUCAGCGCUGCAUCGACAGUCGAGUCAAGGCCGGCACUGUUGCGAUGGCUCGCUGCUCGACUUUUCCACCUCAUCGACGCCAUUAUCGUUAGUGGUGUUGAGCGAACGGCGCUUGCGUCCCUGCCCGGCCCGUUAGCGUUUGCCAAGGCUGCUCGAGACCGAGUCAUCGCGUUGGUUUGCCGGUGGCGUGAUCUUUUUGCCGAUGUAGAUGAAUCAUUUCAGCAAGCGUAUCUCUACACGUUUGAGAUCUUACGCGUGCCGCAGCUGCAGUGUACAGAGGCUAUUCUGCGACCACGCUUCUUUCGAAAUCAACAGGAACUAGAAGCCUCGUUGCGGGUACAGAUUCCGGCGCUGAUCGAACGCCUAACUCGAGAGCACCUCCACUACAACGAUGAAAACUUUCUGGGAACUCUGGAGAGGGAGUUCGGCAUGCGCACGAGCGGAUAUCUCGGUAUAGAUGACGCUUCUGAUCCAGGAGCCAUGCAGCGCCUCGUUCCGAAUCAGCAGCUGUCCGCAAAUCAAGAGCUGUUGAAAUUGUGGUCCAGGCAUCGUGAUCGUCUUCGAGACACACUCAAGUGGGUGAAAAGCGCUCGAACAGACCUAGAGCAGCGUCAACAGCUGUGGACGGGUCUUGCGACGCCUCAUAUCACCGCUGAUGAAGUCUCCGUACACACAUCACUGCGUGGGCUGGACGCUCGACUGUCUGCGUUCGAGACCCGGGUCCAGCUGUUGUGGUCACAAGCGGAGACGCUUGGCAUCGAGCAUCCAGCUGCUACCAGCGCCGAUGACAAUCCAACCGAGAAUAGAGUACCCUCAGGGUAUGCUUUCGAUGAUCACAUGGCGAUCAGCGAGCAAGAACUUGAUGCGAACAACGAUUUCGCCGACAUCGAUUUUAUCGCUAUACAAGAAACGUUCACUGGGACCGAGACAUCCGAAAAUGCGCUUACCUUUUCUCCGAUUCAUUCUGAAGGGGCUCGGGAAAACACAAUAACCGACUCAACAGAGAUAUAUGAUGAGCGUCUGCCGCAAGAUGCGCCAUCAUUACCUACUGAUGCCUACGCGACCAGCACAGCGUCGAAUCAGCAUGCCCUGCAACAUGCUGUAGAUUUCACGCUUCCCGAGCAGAUCAAUCAACGAGGCUUCAGCGAAAUCGAGCGUUUACUCCAGCGCCGAAUCAGCAGCAACAGCGAGAACGUGAAUGAAGAGGUCUUGCAGGCGUUUGAGGCUGCAGAGCUACACUUACUACGAGCCCAGACUACAAGUGACGCCACGACUACUGUCGCUGUCGCCGCGGACCCCCUUGAGGGAUUCUUGCCCGCAGACCUGCGACCCAACCGCCGACGGUCGACCGUAUCGUCGAAAGUUUCCGCUCAAGCGCGCACUGCUUUGCGUGCGUCUCGACAUCGCUUAGAAACGCAUCUUCGGCGCGUGCUUCCCCGUGCCCAACGUCAACGCAUGCAGCAAGCAGAGUCGAUAUUCGAACACCGCCAACGAGAUCGUCGCGCGUGA
Messenger RNA from Cyanidioschyzon merolae strain 10D, 1929 nucleotides. RefSeq lists its product as hypothetical. The transcript has a single exon. The record is from RefSeq and is a predicted model, not a curated record. Bases 1 to 1929 code for a protein of 642 amino acids. Lineage: Eukaryota; Rhodophyta; Bangiophyceae; Cyanidiales; Cyanidiaceae.